GCUGGCAGACAGCCCGCCCGCUGCUUGCAGCCCGGCACCAUGAGCCCCGACACCAUGUCCCCCGCCGCCGGGAGUUCACCCUCUCCGGAUCGACCUCCACUAUCACCGAGCGUCGACCGCGGCCAUCUAAUAUCUCUCUCCAGUCUCUACACCCGCAUGUGCGUAUUGUCGGCCCCGGUGCCCCGCGCGUGCGUGCGUGCGUGCAUAUAUACGCUGCGCAUCGAUGCUACUGUGUUGCCGGAGUACGCAGCUAGCUUAGCUACCUCGAAGUCUUCAACUGUGAUCAGAUCACGUACAGGGGAAACCGCUGUCCUGUCCGAGGAGAGGAGCCACCGGCGCCAUGGAGCUGGAGCUGGAGCUGGGGCUUGCACCGCCGAACCACGCGGGUGCGUGCGGCAAGAGGGGGACGAAGGAGGCGUUCGGGAUCAACGAGGCAACGCUGCCACUCUUCCUUCGCGACGAUGACGACGGGGGUGACCACGGCAGCGGCGACGCUCGCCACUGGGAAAUGGGCAACAAGAGGAAGAGGCUGGUGGGGUGGCCGCCGGUGAAGAUCGGGCACCGCCCGCGCAGCAACGGCGGCCACGUGAAGGUGAAGAUGGAAGGGGUGCCCAUCGGGAGGAAGGUGGACCUGUCCCGCCACGCCUCCUACCACCAGCUCCCCCACACGCUCCGCCUCAUGUUCCCCUCCUCCACCAAUCACUAUGGUGAUCCAGAUGUAUGGGAGGAGCCGGGCCGGCAUGGCUGCCGCCGUGGUCGCGCCCCAUACGCGGUCACCUACGAGGACGGGGAUGGAGACUGGAUGUUAGUUGGAGACGCGCCGUGGGAGGACUUUGCCAGGUCGGCCAGACGGCUCAAGAUACUACUCGUGUAACCAACUACAGUACUUGCCAUUGCUAGUUGAGUUUUGUUGUCAUGGAUCUGUACUGGCCGGCGUGUGUGACUAAUUAGUUUUAGCGCACUGAAUAAUUUUUGUACAUGUUGCGGUCACGUCGACAAGUAUGGGACUUUCUGAGUUUCUCUCUCAGGUCCGAUGUUUAAUCGGCAACAUAACAAGUUUGGUCUUCACCGAAGUGUCGGAGAAUUA
Molecule: messenger RNA, 1087 nt
Organism: Triticum aestivum (bread wheat)
Lineage: Eukaryota; Viridiplantae; Streptophyta; Magnoliopsida; Poales; Poaceae
Product: auxin-responsive protein IAA20
Exons: 3
Coding region: 341-874 (177 amino acids)
Biological process (GO): regulation of DNA-templated transcription
Cellular component (GO): nucleus
Source: RefSeq, a predicted model, not a curated record